Theobroma umbraticum is the source of this 745-nucleotide messenger RNA. Its product is annotated as peptidyl-prolyl cis-trans isomerase 2. Gene Ontology annotation, cellular component: cytoplasm; cytosol; plasma membrane. The record is from RefSeq and is a predicted model, not a curated record. Lineage: Eukaryota; Viridiplantae; Streptophyta; Magnoliopsida; Malvales; Malvaceae. Gene Ontology annotation, molecular function: cyclosporin A binding; peptidyl-prolyl cis-trans isomerase activity. Gene Ontology annotation, biological process: protein folding; protein peptidyl-prolyl isomerization.
CCAUUUCUCUGUUUUUUACUCAAAAAAUUCUCUCUCCAGCUAUGGCUUCGAACCCCAAGGUCUUCUUCGACAUGACGAUCGGUGGCCAACCGGCUGGUCGGAUCGUGAUGGAGCUUUUCGCUGAUUGCACUCCCCGCACCGCCGAGAACUUCCGUGCCCUCUGCACCGGCGAGAAAGGUCUUGGUCGUUCUGGCAAACCUCUCCACUACAAAGGGUCAAGCUUCCACCGUGUGAUCCCUAAUUUUAUGUGCCAAGGAGGUGAUUUCACGGCCGGAAACGGCACCGGAGGUGAAUCCAUCUACGGAGCCAAGUUCGCCGACGAGAACUUCAUCAAGAAGCACACGGGACCCGGCGUUCUCUCCAUGGCAAAUGCUGGACCUGGAACUAACGGAUCCCAGUUCUUCGUUUGCACAACCAAGACCGAGUGGCUCGAUGGAAAGCACGUCGUGUUUGGGCAAGUUGUUGAAGGCCUGGAUGUGGUUAAAGCCAUUGAGAAGGUUGGGUCUAGCGGUGGCAGGACUUCCAAGCCUGUUGUUGUUGCUGACUGUGGACAGCUUUCUUAAAGAAAAACACAAACUUGGGUUGAUUAUGUUGACUUUGGGUGGUGUUUCAUGUCUAAAUCUUUUAAUUUCUGUCCUUUAGCUUCUUUUUAUGGUCACUGGGUCUGGGUUUUGGUGGUUUUCAAGAACUUGCUUUAUGUAGUUUCUAUGAACUACCAUAAAUAAGAUAGGCUUUUUUAUCAUCA